CGCCAUCUGAACUGUAUCAGAAACCGGCCCUGCCACGCAGAAACGUUAGAGGUUAUUGUGUGUUUUUCAAGAUAUUUUGUUAAAAUAGAUAAAAAUAUCAUUAAAAAUGUCGACAUUAGCUGUUAUCGGAAAGUUUUUUCAAGAAUAUACGAAAACUACACCAAAAAAGUUGAAAAUAAUUGAUGCCUAUUUACUUUAUGUAUUUUUGACGGGUGUCAUACAAUUUGUGUAUUGCUGUCUUGUUGGCACAUUUCCAUUUAAUAGUUUUCUAAGUGGUUUUAUUUCAUGUGUCUCUUGUUUCAUUUUAGGAGUUUGUCUAAGAUUACAAGUUAAUCCACAAAACAAAAGUCAAUUCUAUGGAAUAAGUCCAGAAAGAGGAUUUGCAGAUUUCAUAUUUGCCCAUAUAAUACUUCACAUCGUUGUGAUGAACUUCAUUGGUUGAUUAAAAAAGUAUAUUUAUCAUUUGUUCAAUUUAUAUCAAAUUUAAACGAUAAACAAAUCAGAAAUGAAAUACGAAAAAAAAGAUUAUAUCGUUUUACGUUGUUAAAACAAACAAAAACAAAAAAAAACACAUGUAUAUUUGCAUAGACUCGUUUUGAUUGAGUUUAUUUAAGUAUAAGCAUAUUUUUGUCAUAGAAAUAUAACACGUAAGUUUCUAUA
This is a messenger RNA of Polistes dominula (European paper wasp), 660 nucleotides long. It is a transcript of the gene Dad1, whose product is annotated as dolichyl-diphosphooligosaccharide--protein glycosyltransferase subunit. Gene Ontology annotation, cellular component: oligosaccharyltransferase complex; membrane. Gene Ontology annotation, biological process: protein N-linked glycosylation. Lineage: Eukaryota; Metazoa; Arthropoda; Insecta; Hymenoptera; Vespidae. The record is from RefSeq and is a predicted model, not a curated record.